Molecule: messenger RNA, 2064 nt
Organism: Exserohilum turcica Et28A
Lineage: Eukaryota; Fungi; Ascomycota; Dothideomycetes; Pleosporales; Pleosporaceae
Exons: 4
Coding region: 1-1941 (646 amino acids)
Biological process (GO): mitochondrial translation; arginyl-tRNA aminoacylation
Cellular component (GO): mitochondrion; cytoplasm
Molecular function (GO): arginine-tRNA ligase activity; ATP binding
Source: RefSeq, a predicted model, not a curated record
AUGGAGGACCUCACAAGCACACUGUCGAAACUCGGCCUCGACAAGGUCCCGCAGGAACCCAACACAUACCCCAACCUGAACCCCUUCGACAUCUACAGGAGCCACAUCACAGAGUUGCUCUCUUCCGUCUCUGGCGUAGACAAGCACAUAAUAUACCCCACACUGGCAUGGACCGCAAAGCCCGAACACGGCGAUUUACAGCUGGCCGUGCCUGCGCUUCGCCAGAAGAAGAAGGACAUGAAGGCAUUCGCACAGGAGCUGGCAGAUGCUUUCCCAGAGUCGCCGCUGGUCAAGAAGCCCAUUGUUACAAACACUUCAAUUGGCUUCUUUUUCAAGCCGGAAACCCUCACCUCGCUUGUUCUUCCCAUGAUUCUCAAGUCCAAGGAAAGCUAUGGCUUUAACAAGAACCUUGGCCUCAAAGACGCCUCAGACCCUUCGUCUGGCCCCAAGAAGAUGAUUGUCGAGUUCAGUUCGCCCAACAUUGCUAAGCCCUUCCACGCCGGUCACUUGCGAAGCACGAUUAUUGGCGGUUUCCUUGCGAAUCUAUACGAAGGUGCGGGAUGGGACGUCAUUCGUAUGAACUACCUCGGAGACUGGGGAAAGCAAUACGGUGUGCUGGCUAUUGGUUUCGAUCUCUACGGCAGCGAAGAAGAGCUCGUCAAGAACCCUAUUGGUCACCUGUACGACAUCUACGUCAAGGUCAGCAACGUACAGCACGAAGAGGCUGAGCAGGUCAAGGCUCUCAAGGCCGAGGUCGCGAAGCUCAAAGAGGAGGGCAAGGACGCAUCGGAGCAGGAGAACAAGAUCAAGCAGAUUGAGUCUGACGGCAUUGAUGAGCAGGCUAGGAGGUACUUCAAGGGCAUGGUAGAUGGUGAGCCCAAGGCUCUCGGUAUCUGGAAGCGAUUCAGGGACCUUUCCAUUGAAAAGUACAAGCAGACCUAUGCGCGACUCAACAUUCACUACGACGACUACAGCGGAGAGUCGCAAGUCAAGGACGAGAGCAUGGAACUUGCUGCCAAGACCAUGUGGGAAAAGAAGGUCUGCGAGGACUCGGAGGGAGCAGUCAUUGUCGAUCUCACACCGCACUCGAAGAAAUUGGGUAAGGCUGUUGUCAAGAAGAAGGACGGUACUUCGCUGUACCUGACACGAGACAUCGGUGCUGCCAUUGAGCGUGACGAGAAGUACCACUUUGACAAAAUGAUCUAUGUUGUUGCCUCGCAACAGGAUCUCCAUCUGGCCCAGCUGUUCAAGAUUGAAGAGCUCAUGGGAAGGAAAGAUCUCUCAGACAGGUGUCAGCACAUCAACUUUGGCAUGGUCUUGGGCAUGUCUACACGAAAGGGCACUGCCAAAUUCCUCGACGACAUCCUCCGGGACGUGGGCGAAAAGAUGCACGAGGUAAUGAAGACCAACGAGAACAAAUACGCCCAGGUCAAGGACCCCGAGCAAACCGCCGACACACUCGGCAUCUCGGCCGUCAUGGUGCAAGACAUGAAGGGCAAGCGCAUCAACAACUACACCUUUGACAUGGACCGCAUGACGUCGUUUGAAGGCGACACAGGCCCGUACCUGCAAUACGCGCACGCGCGCCUCUGCUCCAUCUACCGCAAAGCCGUCGAAUCGGACGCGUCGCUCGCCGACCUCGAUCUCGCCACUGCGGCCGACGUCAGUCUCCUCCAGGAAGACAAGGCCGUCGAGCUCGUGCGCCAACUCGCCAGCUGGCCCGAUACCUUCCUCAACACGCUCAAGACACAGGAGCCCACGACGGUGCUUACCUACCUGUUCAAAAUGGCUCAUGCACUCAGCAGUAGCUACGACCACUUGCAGGUUGUGGGCUCCGAGAGAAACGUCCUCGUUGCCAGGCUGGCGCUCUACGUCGCGGCUAGGCAGGUGCUGUACAAUGGUAUGCGUGUCUUGGGCCUGAGUCCCGUCGAGCGAAUGUAGAAAAGUAGUUUCUUGCUGUCUUUGUUUUGGCUGCAGGUUGUCAUGGCAUGUACAAAUGAUAUGAUAUGAGAUGUGAUGUGAUGAAUUCGAUUCCGGGGUUUUGCUUCACUCUCUCUCUCUCUC